Saccharomyces paradoxus is the source of this 1098-nucleotide messenger RNA. It is a transcript of the gene CAB2, whose product is annotated as phosphopantothenate--cysteine ligase CAB2. NCBI's taxonomy places the organism in Eukaryota, Fungi, Ascomycota, Saccharomycetes, Saccharomycetales, Saccharomycetaceae. Gene Ontology annotation, biological process: coenzyme A biosynthetic process. Gene Ontology annotation, molecular function: phosphopantothenate--cysteine ligase activity. Gene Ontology annotation, cellular component: nucleus; cytoplasm. The record is from RefSeq and is a predicted model, not a curated record. The coding region runs from base 1 to 1098 and encodes 365 amino acids. The transcript has a single exon.
AUGCCGCCUCUACCCGUGCUCAACAGGCCUCAAAUUCAUACGUCCGUUACUGAAAUAAGUCAUGCCAUUGAUCGUACAAUCAAAGAAGAGCUGUUUCCAGUCGCCUACACUACUGAGGAAGAGCAAUAUUUCAAGACUAACCCUAAGCCUGCUUAUAUCGAUGAAUUAAUUAAGGACGCUAAAGAGUUUAUUGAUUUGCAAUAUUCCCUGAAAAGGAACAAAAUAGUUCUUAUCACCUCUGGUGGUACUACUGUUCCAUUGGAAAACAAUACAGUACGGUUUAUUGAUAAUUUUUCUGCCGGUACUCGUGGUGCAUCUAGUGCUGAACAGUUCUUAGCAAACGGGUACAGUGUCAUUUUCUUACACAGGGAAUUCUCAUUAACUCCGUAUAACAGGUCCUUCUCCCAUAGCAUUGACACUUUAUUCUUGGAUUAUAUUGAUUCUGAAGGCAAAAUCAAACCUGAGUUUGCUGAAAAUGUUUUAAAGAACAAAAAGUUAUACGAAAAAUACAUGGAGAAAGAGGAGAAACUACUCCUAUUGCCAUUCACCACGGUCAACCAAUACUUAUGGUCGCUGAAAAGUAUAGCCAAGCUAUUGAAUAAUAGUGGUUGCUUGUUCUAUUUAGCUGCUGCUGUCAGUGAUUUUUUUGUUCCAUAUUCAAGACUACCUCAGCACAAGAUUCAAUCGGGAGACAACAGUAAGAUGGGAGCAAAUAAUGACACUGACGGUACGACUAGGACGACACCUGAUGGUAAACUUAUUGUGAACCUUGACCCUGUCCCUAAGUUUUUGAGAAGACUGGUGGAAUCAUGGGCCACUCAAGCUAUGAUUGUUUCGUUCAAACUAGAAACCGAUGAAUCCAUGUUGCUUUACAAGUGUACGCAGGCCCUGGAUAGAUACAACCAUCAAUUGGUCAUUGGGAACCUUUUACAAACGAGAAACAAGCAGGUAAUUUUUGUAUCCCCUGAAAACAGAAAAGGAGACUGGGUACGUUUAGAUGAAAAACACCAUAGCAUUGAAGAGAUGAUAAUUCCAGAAGUCAUCGCACGUCAUGACCAAUGGGUGGCGCAUUCGAAAACUAAGCUAGCUACAAAAUAA